GCAAAAACAGAUGUCUCAAAUUUGGCUGGAGAAUUGUCAUUGCUUUCUGGAUUGGUGUUGUGGAUAGCAACAUUUCCUCGAAUUAGGAGAAAGAUGUUUGAACUCUUCUUCUACACUCAUCAUUUCUACAUUCUCUUUGUCGUCUUUUUCGUCUUCCAUGUUGGUGUCUCUUAUGCUUGCAUCAUGCUUCCCGGUUUCUUCCUCUUCAUGGUUGAUCGAUUCUUGAGAUUCUUACAGUCACGAUCAAAUGUUCGUUUAGUCUCUGCUCGUGUUCUACCAUGUGAAACUCUUGAGCUGAAUUUCUCCAAGACUAAAGGUUUAAGUUACACACCGACUAGCAUCAUGUUUGUGAAUGUACCUAGCAUUUCAAAAUUGCAAUGGCAUCCUUUUACAAUCACUUCAAGUAGUAAUUUGGAGCCAGAGAAGAUCAGUGUUGCCAUUAAGGGUGAAGGAAGUUGGUCCAAAAAGCUCUACCAGAUGAUCUCUUCCCCUAAUUCUGUCGAUCGUCUUAAUGUCUCUGUUGAAGGACCUUAUGGACCUCCUUCCACACAUUUUCUAAGGCAUGAUUUAUUGGUUAUGGUAAGUGGAGGAAGUGGAAUUACCCCUUUCAUCUCCAUAAUUAGGGAGCUAAUCCACACAAGUGAGUCACAAAAAUGCAAGACACCAGAAAUCCUACUCAUCAGUGUGUUCAAGAACUCGGAAGAUCUCACCAUGUUGGACCUUCUCCUUCCUAUAUCCGGUGCCCCAUCUGAAACUUGUAAAUUGGGGUUACAAAUUGAGGCUUUUGUAACAAGAGAAAAGCAACCUGUGUCGACAGAAGACAAGAAGAACUUGAGGACCAUAUGGUUCAAGCCCAACCCAUCUGAUGAGCCUAUCACUCCAAUUCUUGGACAAAACAAUUGGCUCUGGCUUGGUGCUAUCAUAUCAUGUUCCUUCAUCAUUUUCUUGAUUUCCCUGGGAAUCUUGAAUAGAUAUUACAUAUAUCCAAUCGACAAAAAUACUAAUGAUAUAUUUUCUUAUCCAAUAAAGGCCGUGUUGAAUAUGCUAAUCAUUUGCAUAUCUAUAGUCAUCACAAGUAGUGCUGCAUUUGUUUGGAACAAGAGACAGAGUGGCACUGAUGCAAAACAGAUUCAGAACAUGGAAGGUGCAACUCCUAUGGCUUCGCCUAAUUCUUGGUUCUAUAAUGCUGAUAGGGAGAUGGAAAGUUUGCCCCAACAGUCACUUUUUCAAUCAACUAAUCUCCAUUUUGGUGAAAGGCCUGACCUCAAAAGACUGUUGUUUGAGAGGAAAGAAUCAAGUGUUGGAGUUUUGGUGUGUGGCCCAAAAAAGAUGAGACAUGAAGUUGCUACCAUAUGUUCAUCUGGUUUAGCAUCCAACCUUCAUUUUGAGUCUAUCAGCUUCAGUUGGUGA
Molecule: messenger RNA, 1410 nt
Organism: Solanum stenotomum
Lineage: Eukaryota; Viridiplantae; Streptophyta; Magnoliopsida; Solanales; Solanaceae
Product: ferric reduction oxidase 2-like
Exons: 4
Coding region: 94-1410 (438 amino acids)
Cellular component (GO): plasma membrane
Molecular function (GO): oxidoreductase activity
Source: RefSeq, a predicted model, not a curated record